Caenorhabditis briggsae is the source of this 585-nucleotide messenger RNA. The transcript is spliced from 4 exons. Bases 1 to 585 code for a protein of 194 amino acids. NCBI's taxonomy places the organism in Eukaryota, Metazoa, Nematoda, Chromadorea, Rhabditida, Rhabditidae. The record is from RefSeq and is a predicted model, not a curated record.
AUGAUCAAAAAAGUGUUGUUUCUAUCCUUAUUGGUAGAACUUGUAUUAGGAGCUCCAUUAAGCCAUGAUGAUGUCAUUUCGCCAGAAUUUCGUCAGAAAACGUUUUUCUCUAACUACUGCAAAUUUAAUAUUUUGUUGGAGAAAUCUGACUCUUGUGAAAUAGAGAAAAUGGAACCAUUGAAGUCUGCAUAUGUCACCAAAAACAUCACGGUGGAUCGAGCAGUAGAUCAAAUGCUGCUCAAAAUUGAGAGUGCUGUUCGUCACCGGAAUUCCACCGAAUUUGAUUCUUUCUUCUCUCCGAAAUUCGAUUCAGAAUCUUGGUUCGAUCGAUAUUAUUCGGAACUCACAGAAACUCAACUAGAUUCUUUCGUGGUUUGUAAACCUACUAUUCUGUCAAGGAUCUGUCAAUUUCAGCUUCGCCGUUUCGGCCACGUGGAUGCUCGCGGGAAGGACUAUAAAUUCAAAUUUACGGAAUCUCAUAAUGUUACUGAGAAUCUUCUUCUCCGAUCUUUUAUUGCAUGGACCAAAGGGACACCUUCCAAUCAGUUUGCAAUUCAAACUAUCCGAUACUAUGGAGAAUAUUGA